Molecule: messenger RNA, 1056 nt
Organism: Cooperia oncophora
Lineage: Eukaryota; Metazoa; Nematoda; Chromadorea; Rhabditida; Trichostrongylidae
Source: the annotation of a GenBank genome assembly
AUGCCGCCAAUAACUAUGCCCGAGGACACUACACUGUUGGAAAGGAGAUGCAUCGACCUCGUGCUUGACAGGACUCGUCGUCUUGCUGACAACUGCUCUGGUUUGCAAGGCUUUUUGAUCUUCCAUUCUUUCGGAGGAGGAACUGGUUCUGGAUUUACCUCAUUGUUAAUGGAACGUCUUUCUGUGGAUUACGCAGAAGAGCAAACUUCGAAUUCUCAAUCUAUCCCGCACCACAGGUUUCUACUGCCUGUUGUUGAGCCGUACAAUUCCAUUCUCACCACCCAUACCACACUUGAACAUUCCGACUGUGCCUUCAUGGUUGAUAACGAGGCUAUCUACGAUAUCUGCCGCCGAAACCUUGACGUUGAGAGGCCAAGUUAUACAAAUCUCAACAGAAUAAUUUCUCAAGUUGUAUCGUCUAUCACCGCGUCUCUCCGAUUCGAGGGCGCCCUUAAUGUUGAUCUCACCGAGUUCCAGACGAAUCUCGUACCAUAUCCUCGAAUUCACUUCCCAUUGGCAACUUAUUCGCCUCUGAUUUCUGCCGAGAAGGCAUACCAUGAGGCCUUGUCAGUGAGCGACAUCACAAACAUGUGUUUCGAGCCUUGCAAUCAGAUGGUAAAGUGCGAUCCACGAAACGGAAAGUACAUGGCUGUGUGCCUGUUGUACCGCGGAGAUGUUGUACCAAAAGAUGUCAACCAGUCCAUUUCUGCCAUCAAGGCUAAACGUAGCAUCCAAUUCGUCGAUUGGUGUCCCACAGGUUGGCAUCAACUACCAGCAGCCCCAACUGUCGUUCCUGGUGGUGACAUCGCUAAAGUGCCCCGAGCUGUUUGCAUGCUGUCGAACACGACCGCAAUCGCCGAAGCAUGGGCUCGUUUAGAUCACAAGUUCGACCUUAUGUACGCUAAGCGCGCAUUUGUCCACUGGUACGUCGGAGAAGGUAUGGAGGAGGGUGAGUUCAGUGAGGCACGUGAAGAUCUUGCCGCCCUUGAGAAGGAUUACGAAGAGGUUGGAUCUGACUCGAACGAGGAAGGAUAUGAAGAAGGAGAAGAAUAUUGA